Molecule: messenger RNA, 5588 nt
Organism: Symphalangus syndactylus (siamang)
Lineage: Eukaryota; Metazoa; Chordata; Mammalia; Primates; Hylobatidae
Gene: SP100
Product: SP100 nuclear body protein
Biological process (GO): regulation of transcription by RNA polymerase II
Cellular component (GO): nucleus
Molecular function (GO): protein binding; DNA-binding transcription factor activity, RNA polymerase II-specific; DNA binding
Source: RefSeq, a predicted model, not a curated record
AGAAGGAGGUUAAAUAAAUACUUUCACUUCUCUUUUCCCCAUUUGGGCGGAGCCCUUCCUGAGUCAGUCGGCCGACUUCCUGCUUGGGGCCUGGGCAGCCACACUGCACGCAGGCUGGGCUGACUGAGGGGCUCAGAGGCCAGGCUCUGAGGCCCACACAGGGCCUAGGGUGGGAAGAUGGAAGGUAGGGGCGGCGACCUGAGCACCAGGAGGCUGAAUGAAUGUAUUUCACCAACAGCAAAUGAGACGAACCAUCUUCCUGCACACAGCCACGAUUUGCAAAGGAUGUUCAUGGAAGAACAGGAUGUAGAUGACAGGCUGCUCUGUGACAUUGUAUUCAAACACUUCAAAAGACAUAAGGUGGAGAUUUCAAAUGCAAUAAAAAAGACAUUUCCAUUCCUUGAGGGCCUCCGUGAUCGUGAUCUCAUCACAAAUAAAAUGUUUGAAGAUUCUCAAGAUUCUUUGAGAAACCUGGUCCCUGUACAAAGAGUGGUGUACCAUAUUCUCAGUGAACUGGAGAAGAUAUUUAACCUGCCAGUUCUGGAAGCACUGUUCAGCGAGGUCAACAUGCAGGAAUACCCUGAUUUAAUUCCCAUUUAUAAAAGCUUCGAAAACGUAAUCCAUGACAAAUUGCCUCUCCAAGAAAGUGAAGGAGAAGAGAGGGAGGAGAGGCCUGGCAUCCAACUAAGUCUUGAACAAGGAACUGGUGAAAACUCUUUUCGAAGCCUGACUUGGCCACGUUCGGGUUCCCCAUCUCAUGUUGGUACAACCCCACCUGAAAAUGGACUCUCAGAGCACCCCUGUGAAACAGAACAGAUAAAUGCAAAUAGAAAAGAUACAACCAGUGACAAAAAUGAUUCGCUAGGAAGCCAACAAACAAAUGAACAACGUGCUCAAAAGGCUGAGCCAACAGAGUCCUGUGAACAAGUCACUGUCCAAGUGAAUAAUGGGGAUGCCGGAAGGGAGACACCCUGCCCAUUGCCCCGUGAUGAAGAAAGCCCAGAGGCAGAGCUACACAACCAUGGAAUCCAAAUUAAUUCCUGUUCUGUGCGACUGGUGGAUAUAAAAAAGGAAAAGCCAUUUUCUAAUUCAAAAGUUGAGUGCCAAGCCCAAGCAAGAACUCAUCAUAACCAGGCAUCUGACAUAAUAGUCAUCAGCAGUGAGGACUCUGAAGGAUCCACUGAUGAUGAUGAGCCCCCAGAAGUCUUCAUCUCAGCACCAAGAAAUGAGCCUGUGAUCAACAAUGACAACCCUUUAGAAUCCAAUGAGGAAAAGGAGGGCCAAGAAGCCACUUGCUCGCGACCCCAGAUUGUACCAGAGCCCAUGGAUUUCAGAAAAUUAUCUAUAUUCAGAGAAAGGGUUAAGAAAAGAGGACAUUUGCUCCUUUCUGCAGUGAUAGGACAAGACCACGACUUUUCAGAAUCCAGUGAGGAGGAGGCGCCCCCAGAAGCCUCAAGCGGGGCACUGAGAAGCAAGCAAGGUGAGAAGGAUCCUAUGACUUCUAGAAGUACAUCUACUUGGAGAAUACCCAGCAGGAAGAGACGUUUCAGCAGUAGUGACUUUUCAGACCUGAGUAAUGGAGAAGAGCUUCAGAAAACCUGCAGCUCAUCCCUAAGAAGUGGGUCAGGAUCAGAGCCACAAGAACCUGAAAAUGAGAAGUGCUCCUGUGUCAUGUGUUUUCCAAAAGGUGUGCCAAGAAGCCAAGAAGCAAGGACUGAAAGUAGUCAAGCAUCUGACAUGAUGGAUACCAUGGAUGCUGAAAACAAUUCUACUUUGGAAAAACACAGUGGGAAAAGAAGAGAGAUGGAGUUUCACCGUGUUGGCCAGGCUGGUCUCAAACUCCUGAGCUCAGGAAAAAAGAGAAGACACAGAUCUAAAGUAAAUGGUCUCCAAAGAGGGAGAAAGAAAGACAGACCUAGAAAACAUUUAACUCUGAAUAACAAACUCCAAAAGAAAAGAUGGCAACCAAGAGGAAGAAAAGCCAACACUGGACCUUUGAAAAGAAGAAGAAAAAGAGGUCCAAGAAUUCCCAAAGAUGAAAAUAUUAAUUUUAAACAACCUGAACUUCCUGUGACCUGUGGUAAGGUGAAGGGCACUCUGUAUAAGGAGCGAUUCAAACAAGGAACCUCAAAGAAGUGUAUACAGAGUGAGGAUAAAAAGUGGUUCACUCCCAGGGAAUUUGAAAUUGAAGGAGACCGCAGAGCAUCCAAGAACUGGAAGCUAAGUAUACGCUGCGGUGGAUAUACCCUGAAAUUCCUGAUGGAGAACAAAUUUCUGCCAGAACCACCAACCACAAGAAAAAAGAGAAUACUGAAGUCCCACAACAAUACCUCAGUUGACCCUUGUCCAGAAAACUCAAAUAUAUGUGAGGUGUGCAACAAAUGGGGACAGCUGUUCUGCUGCGACUCUUGUCCAAGAUCCUUUCAUGAGCACUGCCACAUCCCACCUGUGGAAGCUAACAAGAACCCGUGGAGUUGCAUCUUCUGCAGGAUAAAGACUAUUCAGGAAAGAUGCCCAGAAAGCCAAUCAGGUCAUCAGGAAUCUGAAGUCCUGAUGAGGCAGAUGCUGCCCGAGGAGCAGUUGAAAUGUGAGUUCCUCCUCUUGAAGGUCUAUUCUGAUUCGAAAAGCCUCUUUUUCGCCAAGGAACCAUAUUAUAACAGAGAGGGGUCUCAGGGCCCACAGAAGCCCAUGUGGUUAAACAAAGUCAAGAGAAGGCUGAAUGAGCAGGUGUACUCCCGAGUAGAAGAGUUUGUGCAGGACAUGCGUCUCAUCUUUCAUAACCACAAGGAAUUUUACAGGGAAGAUAAAUUCAUCAGACUGGGAAUUCAAGUACAGGAUAUCUUUGAGAAGAAUUUCAGAAACAUUUUUGCAAUUCAGGAAACAAGCAAGAACAUUAUAAUGUUCAUUUAGCCAUUCUUAUCUCCUCCCUUCAGAUCCUCCGGCAGCUAGCUACACAAUGUGCCUGUGGUCCCACUAAUCUCUGACUGCUCCUGUGGAAACUCCACAUCACAGUUCUUCAAAAUUUAUCACUGCCAUUUUAAAACUGUCUUUUCAGCUUUUAAUAAAAUUCAACACCCCUUCAUGUUAAAAAUUCUCAAUAAGCUAGGUAUUGAAGGAACAUAUCCCAAAAUAAUAAGCCAUUUACGACAAACCCACAGCCAAUGUUACACUGAAUGAGCAACAGAUAGAAGCAUUCCCCUUAAAAACAAGCACAAGACAAGGAUUCCCUCUCUCACCACUCCUAUUCAACAAAGUACUGGAAGUCCUAGUCAGAGCAGUCAGGAAGCAGAAAAAAAUAAAGGGCAUCUAAAUAGGCAAAGAGGAAGUCAAACUAUCCCUGUUUGCAGACAACAUUGAUUCUACAUCUAGAAAACCCCAUAGUCUCAGCCCAAAAGCUCCUUCUGCUGAUAAACAAUUUCAGAGAAGUUUCAGAAUACAAAAUCAGUAUACGAAAAUUACUAGCAUUCCUAUACACCAACAAUAGCCAAGCCAAGAGCCAAAUCGGGAAGGCAAUCCCAUUCACAAUUGCCACAAAAAGAAUAAAAUACCUAGGAAUACAGCUAAUCAGGGAGAUGAGAGAUUUCUACAAUGAGAAUUACAAAACACUGCUCAAAGAAAUCGGAGAUGACACAAACAAAUGGAAAAACAUCACAUGCUCAUGGGUAGAAAGAGUCAAUAUCAUUAAAAUGACCAUACUGCCCAAAGUAGUUUACAGGUUCAAUGUUAUUCCUAUCAAACCACCAAUGACAUUCUUCACAGAACUAGAUAAAACUAUUUUAAAAUUCAUACAGAACCAAACAAGAGCCCAAAUAGCCAAGGCAAUCCUAAGCAAAAAGAACAAAGCUGAAGGCAUCAAGUUACCCAACUUCAAACUAUAUUACAGGGCUUCAGUAACCAAAACAGCAUGGUACUGGUACCAAAAAAAAAGGCACAUAGACCAAUGGAACAGAACAAACAGCCCAGAAUUAAGACCACACGCCUAUGACCAUCUGAUCUUUGACAAAGUUGACAAAAACAAGCAAUGGGAAAAAGACUCCCUAUUCUAUAAAUUGUGCUGGGAUAACUGGGAUAGAAGAUUGAAGCUAGACCUCUUCCUUCCACCAUAUACAAAAAUCAAUUCAAGAUCAAUUAAAGACUUAAAUUUAAAAUCAAAAACUAUGAAAACUCUGGAAGACAACCUAGGCAAUACCAUCGUGGACAUAGGAACAAGCAAAGAUUUCACAACAAAGACAAAAGCAAUCACAACAAAAGCAAAAUUUGACAAAUGAGAUCUAAUUAAACUUAAGAGAUUCUGCACAGCUAAAGAAACAAUCAACAGAGUAAACAGACAACUUACAAAAUGGGAGAAAAUAUUUGCACACUAUGCAUCUGACAAAGGUCUAAUAUCCAGCUUCUAUAGGGAACUUAAACAAAUUUACAAGAGAAAAAGAAGCAACCCCAGUAAAAAGUGGGCAAAGGACAUGAAAGAUACUUUUUUUUUUUUAAGUUGGAGUUUCUCUCUUGUUGCCCAGGCCAGAGUGCAAUGGCACGAUCUUGGCUCACCGCAACCUCUGCCUCCCGGGUUCAGGCAAUUCUCCUGCCUCAGCCUCCCAAGUGGCUGGGAUUACAGGCAUGCACCAGCCGACUAAUUUUGUAUUUUAGUAGAGACAUGGUUUCUCCACAUUUGGUCAGGCUGGUCUCUAACUCCCGACCUCAGGUGAUCCACCCGCCUCAGCCUCCCAAAGUGCUGGGAUUGCAGGUGUGAGCCACCACGUCCGGACGAAAAGACACUUUCCAAAAGAAGAUAUACAUGCGGCCAACAAGCACAUUUUAAAAGCUCAAUAUCACUCAUCAUUAGAGAAAUGCAAAUUAAAAGUACAAUGAGACACCAUCUCACACCAGUCAAAAUGCCUCUUACUAAAAAGUCAAAAAAUAAUGGCUAGUAAAGUUGUGGAGAAAGGGAACAUUUAUACACUGUUGGUGGGAAUGUAAAUUAGUUCAACCACUGUGGAAAGCAGUGUGGCAACUCCUCAAAGUACUAAAAGCAGAACUGCCAUUCCACCAAGCAAUCCCAUUACUGGGUACAUACCCAGAGGAAUAUAAAUCAUUCUACCAUAAAGACACAUGCAUGCAAAUGUUCAUUGCAGCACUAUUCACAAUAGCAAAGAUAUGGAAUCAACCUAAGUGCCCAUGAAUAACAGAUUGGAUAAAGAAAAUAUGGUACAUAUACACCAUGGAAUGGUAUACAGCCAUAAGAAAGAAUGAGAUCAUGUCUCAGAAACAUGGAUACAGCUGGAGGCUAUUUUCCUUAGCAAACUAAUGCAGGAACAGAAAACCAAAUACCACAUGUUCUCACUUAAAAGUGGGAGCUAAAUGAUAACUAUGAACACAAUGAAGGGAACAACAGACACUAGGGUCUACUUGAGGGUGGGAGAUGGGAAGAGGGAGAGGAGCAGAAAAAGUACCUAUUGGUGAUGAAGUAAUCUGUACAACAAACCCCUGUGACAAGAGUUUCCCUAUAUAACAAACCUUCACAUGUACCCCUGAACCUAAAAGUUUUUUUUAAUUGUAAAUAAAUGGAUCAUUAAAAAAAAAUUUUAAUAAUAAAA